GUGGGGCCACUGGAGGAUCUUCAUCUCGCCACUCGCAGCAGCAGGUUAUUGUCACCUGCCAAAGACAAGAGAGAAUAUAAGAGACUGCUGGGAUAUUCUAAUUUAUGGUGAUGGGAAGCAGAAUACAGAGGCUUAACUGCAGUUCCAUGGUGAUCCCCAGCAGUUAAUGCCGGCGGGCUCUCUCCGUAGAAAGAAGCUGGCCAAAAGGCCUGGGUACAUGAGGCCGGAGGCUCAGCGGCAGAUCGAGUUCCAGUCCCCGGGUGCCUGCGCAGCGUCCAGCCCAGCAGAGCUCCAGCACGCCAGGCAGCACUGUGGAGCCUCUGAGGGAUCUGCUCUGCUCAGACAGUGCCAAAAUGACCAGGAAUUCCUGCACUGUAGUGCUGUAGCUCCUGCUAAUGGGGUGACAACCUUGGCCACUACUGGAAACACUCCAGGAUGCUGUGACAAUCUUUCUUGCUGCAAUAGUCCACGGUCAGAUAGCACAGGGCUAGGGGACUGCCCUGCUGCCACAACAGGCAAAGGAGAUGUUUCUGCUGUGUGCUGUACGUGGCAGAAAAGCUGCAGCACCAAAGUGAGCGAGCCCCCAAACAUGUAUGCUUUGGAUCAGACAGAAAUGAAUAACAACUGUGAAUAUCAAAACAGAGAUGGUGUUUCUCAUUCUGCUGGUGCACAGGAUAGCUUUAGAUCAAGUUUCAGUUUCAUACAGCUCUCCCUGAACUCGGCCUCUGGAGUAAAUGAUGUGGAAGGCAAAUCUAUUGAGGAAACUGAGAUUGUUUUGCAUCCCAAAACCACAGGCAAUCUGCAGAAGCUAGAAGAGAUGGCACAAGCUCAUGGGCACUUGGGAGAUUUGUGUUGCUCCUCCAGUUCUGGUGAAGAUUUGCAGCAUGAACGUGAGAGCCCAGUUAAUGAUAAAUUACAGGACUGUGAGACUGUCUCUCUCUUGGAUAUAGACACAACAUUUUCAUAUUCUACAGAUUCCUCGGAUGCAGCAUCUGCUGGCUCUUCUGUCACCUCAGGCUAUGAAAGUAGCUUUACUGUCAGUGACCAUAACUGGGAUACUUUGAUGAAAAAAUAUGAACCAGUGCUACAGGAUUGCUUGCUUGGCAACCGCAGUACGUUAAAGUUAAAGUCCUUGAUCUUACGGCUUCAGAGGCUUCAGGAAAAAGCAAUAGAGGAAGAUGACUAUGAUAGAGCUGAUAAAUUUAGACGGAAACUGGAAGACCUGGAGAAGGAGAAAAAUUCUUUAAAAUUUCAGCUUCCUUCAAGGCAUCCCUCUGUUAGCAGUUUUUUGGAUAGGUUCAUGACCCAAGUUCAGGCAACAUUGCACUGGGCUGCUGAUAAUUGGGUUAGACAUGAGGAAAAUGGUCUUUGUCAAGAAAAAGAGCUCAGACUUUUGAGAUCAACUUCCCAGGAGAGGACGCAGGUUUCAGCCAGAAAACGAAACCAGCUUUUUCAAGAAAAGAAGCGACUACAGAAAGAAAUUGAAGAUCUCCAAACAAGACUGGCCAUAUUAGAAGGAAAAGACCAACAGCUGAGAAGAGAAAUUGAAGAACAAGAUAGGCUUAUUCAGUCACAGGACUGUGAACUGGCUGCUUUACUUGGCUGCAUUUCUUUGAGGGAACUGCAGGAAAUAAACAAGGCUGUGGAUGACACCUUAGCAUCCUCCUAUCGAAUUCCACUCAGUUUAGAUCUUCCAGGACCAAUAAAGAGCCUUCAAGAGAAAGAACAAUUGUACAGCAUGUCCAUUAAAGAAACUACUGCCAAAGUUUGCACGAGUCAGAAACUCUGCAGUACUUUGAGGAGGAAAGUGAGUGAUAUUGAGACUCAACUACCAGCUCUACUUGAAGCCAAAAUGCUGGCUGUUUCAGGAAGUAAUUUUGGCACUGCAAAGGAUCUUGCAGAAGAAAUAAGAUCAUUAACAUCUGAGAAAGAGGGACUGGAAGGACUUCUCAAUGAACUGCUGGUUCUGAGUGCCAGAAAUACGCGAAAAUUAGAGAGAAUUAAAGAUGAUUACACCAGACUGAAACAAGAACUUGAACAAGGAGAGACUGCCUUUGUGACCAGUGUAAAAGAAAAUGCUGAGAAGUACAUGGAGAUUCUGGAGGACAAACUACAUAGCUGUGGGAGCCAGAUGCUCCAAAGAGUGUGGGAAGCUGACUUGGAGGCCUGUCAGCUGUUGAUCCGAGGGUUUCAACUGAAAGAAACCAGUUGCUGUGGUUUUGAGGAAGAAGAGAACCAAAUGGAUGAGAUGGAGAUGACUGCUGAUGCCCCACCUGAUUCUGAAAAAAGAAAAGAAGGUCACUUUCUAAAGGGCGCAGAGUGGGGUGCUGUUUCCCGCCCCAAACACAGGGAGCUGAAAGAGGUUAUGGAAGACAUUUCAUUUGGAACAGAGGGUCAUUUAUCUGAGGAGUUCUUCAUAUUUUCUGCAGAGUUGGGAGAAAAAUGUGAAGCAAUAAGUGAGAAAUUGGUGCAUCUGGAAGAUCAAUUGCAAAGUUCCGCCUGCAGAGUUGAUGAAGGAGUUAUUCAUAUCCUUUUCUCUAUAGCUAUGGAUACGUAUCAAUCUCUGUAAGUAUGCACAUGAAGU
Melospiza melodia melodia is the source of this 2584-nucleotide messenger RNA. RefSeq names its product DISC1 scaffold protein (gene DISC1). Gene Ontology annotation, cellular component: centrosome; mitochondrion; intermediate filament cytoskeleton. The record is from RefSeq and is a predicted model, not a curated record. The coding region runs from base 167 to 2569 and encodes 800 amino acids. Gene Ontology annotation, biological process: cilium assembly; neuron migration. The transcript is spliced from 14 exons. NCBI's taxonomy places the organism in Eukaryota, Metazoa, Chordata, Aves, Passeriformes, Passerellidae.